GACGAAUGCCGGUACGAGUCUACGGCGCAACCUCCACCUCCCCAUCCACCUCCACCACAACAUCUCCACCCAGCACGGCACCUGCGUCGCCUGGUACUGACCUACCCCUCACCUCACCCACGGGCACCCCACCUGCCCCCGUCCCCGCCUCAACCCCAACACCCCCAGCCCCACCGUCCCUCCCCUUCUCACCUCCUCAACUCGAAAAGCACCCCGACUGCCCAAUCUGCCUCGAAGACUACACCCCAGGCGAACUCCUUCUCACGCUCCCCUGUGGACACGAAUACCAUAAAGCGUGCGUGGAGCCCUGGUUGGUGAAGCGGAGGAGGGUGUGUCCGAUUUGCAAGAGGGAUGUUAGUGUUGGGAUUGGCGGUGGGGGGCAGGGGGAGGGGAGUCAGAGGGAGGGUGGGGAGGCUGUUUGAGAUGGAGCAAUGGGUGAACUGGAUGGGGUGCAGGUUGUGAUGAUUUUUGGGUCUGAUAGGGCAGGAAAAGCGGCGGGGGAGGUUUAGGUGUUCAUUUGGUACGGAGUCAUAUUGGUUUACGACAGGAUCUGGAUUCGGAUAUGGUAUUGGUUAUUGGCUAUCGGUGUA
Molecule: messenger RNA, 590 nt
Organism: Saitoella complicata NRRL Y-17804
Lineage: Eukaryota; Fungi; Ascomycota; Saitoellomycetes; Saitoellales; Saitoellaceae
Exons: 1
Coding region: 6-422 (138 amino acids)
Source: RefSeq, a predicted model, not a curated record